UCCCUCCUGCCUUACCGUCCACCGGUCACGCACAUGCGCAGUGACCGACAUUGCGCAGACGUAGAUGCACGAGGAGGCUGUAAGAGGACAAUACAGCAAACUAAUUAAGCAAAUAUAAAAAAUAUAAAAAGAAGAGUCUUCUAAAGGAGGGAUGAACCAGCUGGAGUGUACAAGAGAAGAGGAGGAAGAGGAAGAGACUGAGUGUCACCAUGACAACAGUGACAGGACCAACAAUAACAACAACAACAACCGGCGCAAGACGGUGUGUCCAGGUGUAGGGGAACAUCCACUCCAGUAUAACUACACCUUCUGGUACAGCAGAAGAACCCCGAGUCGUCCUGCAAGUUCUCAGAGUUAUGAACAAAACAUCCGACAGAUUGGCAGCGUGGCAUCGGUGGAGCAGUUCUGGAGGUUUUACAGUCACCUGGUCAGACCAGGUGACCUGAGUGGACACAGUGACUUCCACCUGUUCAAGGAGGGAAUCAAGCCCAUGUGGGAGGAUGAUUUCAACCGUAGUGGCGGGAAAUGGAUCAUUCGACUUCGUAAAGGGUUAGCCAGUCGAUUCUGGGAGAACAUCAUACUGGCCAUGCUGGGAGAGCAGUUCAUGGUGGGAGAAGAGAUCUGUGGAGCAGUGGUCUCCAUACGCUUCCAGGAAGACAUCUUGUCGAUCUGGAACAAAACGUCCAAUGACCAAAUAACAACUUCCAGAAUCCGAGACACUCUUAGACGAGUUCUGAACCUUCCAGCCAACACCAUCAUGGAGUACAAGACCCACAACGACAGUCUCAGGGACAACUCCAGCUUCAGAAACACCAAGAUCUCCCUCUGAAGUGUGUGUGUGUGUGUGUGUGUGUGUGUGUGUGUGUGCCGACUAGUCCAGAAUUGGUUCAGACUGUUUUUUGUUUUUCUCUUCAAUUAAAACUAAUUCCUGUUGAUUUUC
Molecule: messenger RNA, 940 nt
Organism: Pungitius pungitius (ninespine stickleback)
Lineage: Eukaryota; Metazoa; Chordata; Actinopteri; Perciformes; Gasterosteidae
Gene: eif4e2rs1
Product: eukaryotic translation initiation factor 4E family member 2 related sequence 1
Exons: 7
Coding region: 152-829 (225 amino acids)
Biological process (GO): translational initiation
Cellular component (GO): eukaryotic translation initiation factor 4F complex; cytoplasm
Molecular function (GO): translation initiation factor activity; RNA 7-methylguanosine cap binding
Source: RefSeq, a predicted model, not a curated record